Tauraco erythrolophus (red-crested turaco) is the source of this 970-nucleotide messenger RNA. It is a transcript of the gene CCDC117, whose product is annotated as coiled-coil domain containing 117. The record is from RefSeq and is a predicted model, not a curated record. NCBI's taxonomy places the organism in Eukaryota, Metazoa, Chordata, Aves, Musophagiformes, Musophagidae.
GCUGCGCUGGGCGGCUACAACGAGCGCUCGACGGUCGCCGCGGUGGGCUCCUUCUCGAGCGCGGCUCAGCCGCAGGGCCCGCGCCCGCAGGGGCACAGCCGUAUCUCUGUUCGCUGUGGAAAGAAGCAUAAGCUAGAAGAAGAGGCAGAAGGUUGUCCUGUGAGGAAGAAGAGACUGACAGGAGGCAAAAAUUGCCCUUUGAAUCCCAACACUGAAGAAUGGAUUCUCUGUGCAGGUCAGCAGGCAGCUGGGGAGGUAGCAAGUCAUUGUGAUGGCAGCGGUCCUGAAACUGCCAUGUUAGAAAUUCCCUGUGAAGAAAUGGAUCAGACAAUGGGGGAACAGCAAUGCGAGGUUGCUCGCAGGAAGCUUCAGGAAAUUGAGGACAGGAUAAUUGAUGAAGAUGAGGAAGUUCAUGCUGAUGGAAAUGUUAGCAAUCUGCCCACUCUUAUCCUGUCAGAUACCCUUAAAAAAGGGAUGAAGAGGGAUUUUGGUGAAGUCCUGACAAAGAAAAUAAUAGAAUCUAUGAGCCGUCCUUCUAUGGAGCUUGUGCUAUGGAAACCUCUUCCUGAAUUUCUCACAGAUAAACUGAAGUCCACUUCUGUUAAGAACGUCAAGCAGCAGAGUACAGAAGGAUGUCAAGCUAAGCAGUCAACACCAAGAGCUGCUUUUGACCCACAGACUGAAACGUUCCCUGAAUCACAACAGACUGCCAUGUCUCCAGAUCCAUAUGCUAGUUUGGGAAUCUCUGGGUGUGCAGAAGAAGAAAUGGAGUUGUAGAUGCCAGAUUUUAGACUGGAAGUGGUGAGCUUCUGAUGUUUUUUAUUGCUGUUUGUUGGUUUCCUCUUUCUUUCUGGUUUGAUGUGUGAAUAUGAAGUUUCAUUAUUUGUUUUUGGUUUUGCUACUAACAAUCGUAAGAACGUGGAUUGGCCAGACACAACUUAAGGAAACUGAAAAAAACCCAAGAUUUCUG